ACUGUUGCCAGUGACAGUUCCUCGAACAUGUGGCGGUGGAUCCUGGAUCAUUGACUAUCGAUCUUUUAGAACUUUUUAGAGGCUGUCUUAUAUAUAUAUAUAUUUUUUAGUUCCUCGCUUGAAUCGGUACAGUAUUUCACUUGAGUUCGUCGUUCGGGCCACGAGUUCUUAACUAUUUUUGUUCUUUUCUCCUCGCUUGGUGCUACUGUUCCACCCUAGGAGUGUUACGUUCCCGUGAAACGAAAAAAUCUGGCGAGGAAUCAUGGUGUCGACCAGCAGAACGACCUGGCUGCUGCUCGUCUGCCUGAUCAUACUUCUCGGGAUCCUCGAUGACACCGAAGGCGCAAGAAAAAGAUUUCGGAGGCCGUCGACAAGUAGUAGCUCGUCGAGUUCGAACGACCAAGAAGUGUCCGCCAGCGUGAACAGAUUCAAAGUCACGCGAAAUCGUAUCAGCAACAAAAAUAAGAAGAAUGAAAUUCAGACCGGCAAGUCGGAGGACUACAAGCUCGUGUGUUAUUACACGAACUGGUCGCAGUACCGUACGAAGAUUGGAAAAUUCUUACCCGAGGAUAUCCAACCUGACCUCUGCACGCACAUCAUUUUCGCGUUCGGCUGGUUGAAGAAAAACAAAUUAACCAGCUUCGAAUCGAACGAUGAAACGAAAGACGGAAAAACCGGACUUUACGAAAGAAUCGUGAACCUGAAGAAGGCCAAUCCGUCCUUGAAAAUUUUACUGGCCAUCGGUGGUUGGUCGUUCGGUACCCAAAAGUUCAAGGACAUGUCUUCGACGAGGUACGCCAGGCAAACGUUCAUCUACAGCGCUAUACCGUAUUUACGAGACCGAAAUUUCGAUGGUUUGGACAUCGAUUGGGAAUACCCGAAAGGAGGAGAUGACAAGAAGAAUUAUAUCCUUCUGUUGAAAGAACUUCGAGAAGCUUUCGAAGCUGAAGCACAAGAAAAGAAAAUGCCGCGACUACUUUUAACCGCUGCUGUCCCAGUUGGUCCCGACAAUGUUAAAAGUGGAUAUGAUGUUCCAGCCGUUGCCAGUUACCUGGACUUCAUUAAUUUGAUGGCUUACGACUUCCACGGGAAAUGGGAAAGGGAAACUGGCCACAACGCCCCAUUGUACGCCUCGUCGUUGGACUCCGAGUGGCAGAAGCAGCUCAGCGUUGACAAUGCAGCUUCGAUGUGGGUCCGUCUUGGUGCGCCUAAAGAAAAAUUGAUAAUUGGCAUGCCGACUUACGGUCGGUCCUUCACUUUGUCGAAUCCUUCGAAUUUCCGUGUGCACUCGCCCGCCAGUGGCGGAGGAAAAGCUGGAGAAUACACUAAGGAAUCCGGAUUUCUUGCUUACUAUGAGAUCUGCGAAAUGCUCCAAAAUGGCGCGGCCUACGUAUGGGACGACGAAAUGAAGGUACCAUAUUUGGUGCAACACGAGCAAUGGGUCGGUUUCGACGAUGAAAAAUCGAUCCGUUUGAAAAUGGACUGGCUGAAGAGCAAAGGUUAUGGCGGUGCUAUGGUGUGGACAGUGGACAUGGACGAUUUUAACGGGACCGUUUGCGGCGGAAACGUUCGAUACCCAUUGAUCGGCGCGAUGAGGGAGGAAUUACUAGGAAUCUCUAGAGGAUCGAACGCGAAGGACGUCGAUUGGAGUGCCGUUGCAACCACAAUUACCGAGACCGUCCAAAAGAAACCAGAACCUUAUAAGAUAUCGGUCUCGGAUGUUCUUAACAAAGCGAAGAAACUCCAAAAACCAACGACUCAACUGGUCAUCAGUUCUCCAACAAACGAAAGAGAGGCUCAAUCUAUUUGCUACCUGACGAAUUGGUCGCACAGACGGCCUGGCGUCGGAAAAUUCAUGCCAGAGGACAUCGAUCCAACCCUUUGCACUCACAUAGUCUACGCGUUCGCUACCUUGAAGAACCACCUGCUCGUUGAGGAAAGUGACAAAGACUCGGAGAUGUACAAUCGGCUGAUCGCUCUUCGUGAUAAAAAUCCAGACAUCAAGAUAUUAUUGGCGAUCGGUGGUUGGGCGUUCGGUUCAACGCCAUUCAAAGAGUUAACCAGCAACACAUUCCGUAUGAACCAAUUUGUGUACGAGGCAAUUGAUUUCCUGAGGGAAUACAAAUUCGAUGGUCUAGACGUCGACUGGGAAUAUCCACGGGGUGGAGAUGAUCGAGCAGCUUACAUAAAUCUCUUGAAAGAACUUAGAUUGGCUUUCGAGGGUGAAGCGAAAAGUUCAGGGCAACCAAAAUUAAUUUUAUCUGCUGCGGUGCCUGCUAGCUUCGAGGCUAUUGCAGCUGGGUACGAUGUACCCGAAAUAUCGAAGUAUCUGGAUUUCAUUAAUGUUAUGACGUACGACUUCCAUGGUCAGUGGGAAAGACAAGUUGGUCAUAACAGUCCACUAUUUCCACUAGAAAGUGCUACCAGUUAUCAGAAAAAAUUGACAGUGGACUACAGUGCGAGGGAAUGGGUGAAACAAGGUGCUCCAAAGGAAAAAUUAAUGAUCGGUAUGCCAACUUAUGGCAGAUCUUUCACAUUAGUGGACAAAGAGAAGUUUGACAUUGGAGCGCCAGCUUCCGGCGGAGGAACUGCUGGUAACUUCACCAACGAAUCAGGAUUUCUCUCCUACUAUGAGGUUUGUAGCUUCCUAAACGAGGAUAACACAACACUAGUCUGGGACAGCGAGCAACAAGUACCUUUCGCGUACAGGGAAGAUCAAUGGGUUGGUUUCGAUGACGAAAGAAGCCUUAUAAACAAGAUGCAAUGGCUGAAGGACGAAGGUUUUGGAGGUAUAAUGAUAUGGUCAGUAGACAUGGACGACUUUAAAGGAAGCUGCGGGGGAGGAAAAUAUCCACUGAUCAAAGCUAUGAAGAAAGAGCUGCAAAACUACAAAGUUAAACUAGAAUACGAUGGGCCUUACGAAAAUAAUUUGAGGAGCGGGAAGUACACCACCAAAGAUCCGAACGAAGUGACGUGCGACGAGGAGGACAACCACAUAUCUUAUCACCCGGAUAAGAACGACUGCACGAUGUAUUACAUGUGCGAGGGAGAAAGGAAGCAUCACAUGCCGUGCCCGGUCAAUCUGGUCUUCAACCCGAACGAGAACGUCUGCGAUUGGCCCGAGAACGUCGAGGGUUGUUUGCAACACACGCAAGCGCCGCCUGUAUAAAGAGAAGCUCGAGAGAAAGAAGAAAAAAAAGAAAAGAUGAACAAAUAGCGAAGGGAAUAUCCUGAUCUUCGCGGUUUUUCAGGUUAUCCCCUAAGUAAUGUGUUACUUUACGCUGACUUCUAGUGUAAAACAUUGAUACUUGCGUGUCUUUUUUUAAUCCUCGACGUAUCCACCAUCGUUUCUCUUUAUUUUUUGAUGAAUUGCUUAGCGCCAUUUACGAAAUGGCAUUGAAAAGUACCUUACACGGUAAGAUAAGAGGACGACGUUACUUAUGAGACAACCUGAUAUCAUAAAACGCGUAGGAAAAUCGCGAAUAUCCAUGAUCAGUUGGACAAAAUGUGCAAUCCAUCAUAUUGACGUGUCGCUAAAAAAAUUUUCUAUUCGCCGAUACCAAUUCUACUGUCUUUUUGUUUCUGUUUUGUUCCAUUUGCCCCUUAUUGUUUCUUUCUUUUACCCUGUAUCCCCUUUACGCGAGUACUCUUUGCCUUUCUUUUGUCAUUUGUAUAAAACGCACAACUAUCCCCCGAAACCACCAUGACAACUUUUUUUCCCUCUUCUUUGUGUAAAUAAAAUGAGAUUCCUCGAACGGAUCGGAAAAAGUUGAAUUUUGAACCUCGUUUUGUUGAUUUGUUAGAGUGAUAGCGAGGAAAACAUGCGUAGCGUUUAAGCAUAGUUCUUUCUUUUAUUUUAUUCUAAUUUUAUUUUUAUUUUAUUCUAUUCUAUUCUAUUCUAUUUUAUUCUAUUCUCUAUUUUAUUUUAUUUUAUUUUAUUUUAUUUUAUUUUAUUUUAUUU
Molecule: messenger RNA, 3961 nt
Organism: Nomia melanderi (Alkali bee)
Lineage: Eukaryota; Metazoa; Arthropoda; Insecta; Hymenoptera; Halictidae
Gene: Cht7
Product: chitinase 7
Biological process (GO): chitin catabolic process; carbohydrate metabolic process
Cellular component (GO): extracellular region
Molecular function (GO): chitin binding; chitinase activity
Source: RefSeq, a predicted model, not a curated record